This is a messenger RNA of Pieris rapae (cabbage white), 876 nucleotides long. RefSeq names its product ejaculatory bulb-specific protein 3. The coding region runs from base 79 to 504 and encodes 141 amino acids. Lineage: Eukaryota; Metazoa; Arthropoda; Insecta; Lepidoptera; Pieridae. The record is from RefSeq and is a predicted model, not a curated record. The transcript has 3 exons.
GAAUUGCUUGCGUAAAACCACUGCUGUGAACUAUGCGCCGUUGGUAGUGGUAGAUUUAUCGUGGUCAAUAUAAAAGCAAUGUCGCACUCUGCAUUGGCUAGUUCUUUGGGUCCCUUAUACCGAGUAAAAGAUUUUAUGAUGAGGGCCGUCUUUGUCUUAGCGUGUUUGGUUCUUGCGGUGUCGGCUGUAGAGAAAUAUAGUUCAAAGUACGAUAACUUUGAUGUCGACACUUUGAUCUCUAAUGAACGACUUCUGAAGACAUACAUCAACUGUUUCUUGGACAAAGGCAGAUGCACCUCAGAAGGAGCUGACUUCAAAAAGCACUUACCAGAGGCAAUAGAGACGACCUGCGGAAAAUGCAGUGAAAAACAGAAAAGCAACAUCAAAAAAGUUAUUAAGGCCAUCCAGCAGAAACAUCCCAAGCAAUGGGACGAGCUCGUCAAGAAGAACGACCCAACAGGCAAACACAGAGAAAACUUUGAUAAAUUCAUCCAAGGAAGCUAAAUUUUUAAUACUCCUUUUUUUUUAAACGGUAGGUAGUACACAAUGGUGUAUCUAGGCAACGAAAUUAUAAAUAACAAUUUAAUUUGCCUAAUUAACGACUGAUGGACAAAGCAUCGGGCAGUAAAAUAUAUUGUUUGCUUUUAUACUGAUUUUAGGUGAUCGUUAAAUCAUAACCUAUCUACUAACCCUUUUCAAAGUUCAUUUUUAUUCUCUAAUUCCCAUCGACAUAAUAUUAAUUGUGUACCAAGAUUGACUUUAUAAUGAGGCUCCAAUGAAUUGUUAUAACAUAUAAGAUUGUGAUAAAAAAUAUUAAAAAACACGGGGCAUUUGAAUGUGCUUGUGUAGACUGAUAUAAUAAAGAAAUUGUGAUAA